UCGGCGAGCUGUCUGGAAGUGAUCUUGUAUUCCCAGCUACUAACGUCAACGUUUCCUCCACUAUGACUACCGAUCCACCGUUAGCCGCAGCACCGAACUCCUCAGUUGUAACGAUCGCAACCAACUCUGGGUUUACGCUAGCUGGAACAGCCGCAUUUUCAACGACAUCGUCGACUGUGCCUCCUGGAUUGGUGCCGCCCGCUGUGGCUGGGCCCUCCGGUCGGGUUCCGGCAACGAUGAUUUCAACUACUACGACUAAUUACGGCCAACCUUUGCUGACAGAGCAGGCAAGAGCGAGUCUGCAAUGGGUGCAGGAACAUCGAGCAUUCCUCGAGCAGCAGUUGGAAGAGAGCCACAAGAAGGAACUGGAGAGGAAGAAGGCAAUGCUCAGUCAACUAGCGAAUAAUGCCCUGCAAGGUGUCAUCAGUGGGGCGGCAUCGAACAGCUUCAAUGAACAGUCCGCCGCGGUCGGGGUCGGCAAUGUCGGAGGCUGGCUGGGACGGAUGAUCGACGAGAUGGACAAUCUGUCAAUCACACCAGUGAGCACGGGGCCACAGGUGACAACACCGGUCACACCCGUAUUCAACAACAGCUCCACACCAACGACGGCGGGUUCUGCAAAUCAGUAUGUAUUCGAUCCGUCUUUCUCAUCCCUGAUGUUUGGGGUCCCUAGUACCAUGUCGAGAGUUUCCACAGGCCCGGUUUCUGCAGGUCAGUGUUCUACAACGCCAUCUAUUCCUUUGUACGGAUAUUCGCCACCUGGGGGGGAUCACUCUCGACAAAUCAGUGCGUUUCCUAUUAGCACUCAGGUUUCCUCGAUGGAUUUGAGGAAUGCGAACAUGACAAACGUGGUAACGGCCUGUCCGACGAUUCCAACAGUAUCGAUUCCGCAACCAUCGGUUUAUGGGGGGUUUUCAGUGAACGCAAGUGCACCUAGAUUGAACCAAAAUCCCAUCGUAUCGCAAGCUCCCGUGGGUGGGUAUUAUCCAGCGAGUUCAGCUCUUCCGUCAAGCUUCCCGUGCCCGGUGGGUCCAACGCAGCAACAACUGUUGGCGAGGCAAGUCAUGCCGAGAGAUCUUCCGCCGUUUCGAGGGGAUCCUGAGGAUUGGCCGCUGUUUUUCAGUGCGUACACCAAUUCGACGGCCGCCUGUGGGUAUUCCAAUGUGGAAAAUUUAGCUCGGCUACAACGUGCGCUACAGGGCAAAGCGUUCGAGGCGGUGAAGAGCCGCUUACUCCUUCCGGCGUGUGUCCCUCAUGUCAUGUCCACGUUGUACAUGCUGUACGGUAGACCGGAGCUAAUAAUCCAGACAUUGCUGGACAAAGUUCGUGAGACACCAGCACCAAGAGCAGACAGGUUGGAAACGUUAAUCACUUUCGGCAUGGCGGUUCAAAACCUGUGCGACCACAUCGAGGCAACUGGGCAAAUGGCACACAUGUGUAACCCAGUUUUACUGCGAGAAUUGGUGGACAAAAUUCCCGCGCAGCUACGUUUGAACUGGGCGCUCUACAAACAGCAGCUAGCAACGGCCGAUCUACGUACGUUUGCUGGGUUCAUGUCCAUGCUAGUGGCAGCCGCCUCGGACGUCACAGUUACUACGGAUUCCAAGCAACCUCGAUCGGGACGAGGAGAGCGUGGCAGAGACAAGAAUUUCCUCAACGCUCACGCGGCCAGUGAACCAACCGCAAAGCAACAUUGUCAAGAAGAGGAACCGAGGAAGUCGGAGGUCAAAGAGGUGCUGUGCCUGGCGUGCGACGGUCGUAACCACAAGGUGAAAGAUUGUGCAACAUUCAAAAGGUGGGAUGUGAACAGCCGCUGGAAGACCAUUCAAGAUCAUUCCCUUUGUCGUACGUGUCUAGGGAAACACGGACGGCGUCCUUGCAAGAUACAAACUGUUUGCGGUGUAGAAGGUUGUCAGCAGCGGCACCAUCAGCUGCUACACUCCAGCGCUCAGAAGCAACGUCCAUCGGGCAAGGAAGGUCAGAACACGAUAAAGCAGAGCGAUAAUUCUGGCGGAGGGCUGAAUGCACACCGUGCCACUAAGAAGUCUACACUGUUUCGGAUCGUUCCCGUUAAGCUGUCGUGGAAAGGGAAGUCGGUACAAACUUAUGCGUUUUUGGACGAUGGAUCGGACAUGACUCUGGUCGAACAAUCGAUUGCAGAACGAUUAGGCAUUGAUGACGGCGAACCAAUUCCCCUUUGCCUAACUUGGACAAGCAACGUGACUCGACAGGAACCGAAGUCCCAACGUAUUCGUCUGGAGAUAUCCGGAGAAGGCAAGAACGAACUAUUUGCGCUGCAUGAUGCAAGAACGGUGUCUAGCCUCAAUCUUCCGAAACAAACGCUGAACUAUGGAGAUUUGGCCCGGAAAUACACGUACCUUCGGGGUCUCCCGGUCACCAGCUAUGAGGCAGCCGUGCCUGGCAUCUUGAUCGGUUCAAACAACGCCAGCUUGACUGCAACGCUGAGUUUGCGCGAGGGUCAACUAGGCGACCCCCUUGCCAGCAAGACUCGGCUCGGCUGGUCGGUCUAUGGUUACACUGCUGAAGGAGAGAAGGCAACCAACUUCACGCUGCACGUGUGCGAGUGCCGACAAGAAUACCAGGUGGAUCAAGAUCUUCACAAUCUCGUCCAGCAGCAUUUCACUAUCGAAAGCGUUGGUGUUUCGGCCGACAAGGGGCCAGAAUCAGAGGAGGACAAGCGUGCCCGACGGAUUCUAGAGGAGACAACAAAACGCGUUUCAAAUAGGUUUGAGACUGGUCUUUUGUGGCGUUAUGACCAUGUGGAGUUUCCGAACAGUUUUCCCAUGGCAAUGAGGCGUCUGGAAUGUUUCGAGCGAAGGAUGAAGAAGGACCCGGAGUUGCAGUUAAGUGUACAGCGACAGAUCGGCGAGUAUUUGGAGAAUAACUAUAUCCAUGAAGUGACGCAGCAGGAAAGUAGAUCUACUGACCCUCGCAAGGUGUGGUAUUUGCCUUUAGGCGCCGUGAGAAAUCCGAAGAAGCCGGGCAAAAUAAGGCUCGUUUGGGAUGCUGCGGCGAAAGUAGGUGGCGUUUCUUUCAACUCCAUGCUCCUCAAGGGUCCAGACUUGCUGACACCUCUUGCUUCGGUGCUCUGCAGAUUUCGCGAACGGCCGGUAGCUGUUUGCGGGGAUCUAAAGCAAAUGUUCCACCAGUUCCGAAUUCGCCAAGAAGAUGUACACAGUCAACGGUUCCUCUACAGGGAACAUCCAACGAAACCUGUCAGGACCUUUGUGAUGGAUGUCGGUACGUUUGGGGCUACUUGCUCUCCCUGUCAGGCCCAAUACAUUAAAAAUCUUAAUGCGAAAGAACACGAAGGAGAAUUCCCGGAGGCAGCAAAAGCGAUCGAAGAGAAGCACUAUGUCGACGAUUACCUCGACAGCUUCGACACAGAAGAGGAAGCGGUCAAGGUCGCACUUGAAGUGAAGGAAGUACACGCUCGUGGAGGUUUCUGUAUCCGGAAUUGGCACUCUAACUCGGACACCCUCCUGAAACGGGUCGGGGAACCCAAGGGAGUACAGCCGAAAGUCAUCAGCAUCGAUUCGGAGUGCGAAGUGGAACGAGUUUUGGGCCUUUUAUGGCUGCCAGAAGAAGAUGUAAUUGCGUUUGCCAACAACCAGGAGCUGGACGGUAUUGUACCAACAAAACGGAAUAUCUUGCGCUGUGUUAUGAGCCUGUUUGACUCGCAGGGCAUCCUGUCACACAUCACGAUCCAGGGACGAAUGAUCAUCCAGGACACCUGGCGCACCCAAAAACAAUGGGAUGAUGAGGUCGAGGAAACUAUCCGUAUGCGCUGGGUCCGAUGGACAAAACUGUUCGAGGAGGUCGGCCAGAUGAGACUUCACAGACCCUACUUUCCUGGUUUUUCUGCUGCUGAGGUCGGUUCGGUAGAGCUGCACGUUUUCACGGAUGCAAGCGAGGAGGCAUAUGCAUGCGCAGCCUACUUUCGGGCCACGAUAAUGGGAAAAGUGCAUGUUACGCUGGUGAUGGCCAAGGCGAAAGUUGCUCCAUUGAAAUCGCUAUCGGUGCCACGUCUGGAGUUGAUGGGCGCUCUGUUGGGAGCAAGGCUAGCCAAAGCGGUACAGGAAUACCAUACGUUACCGAUCAGUCGACGGCUUAUGUGGACGGAUUCGAAAACAGCUUUAGCCUGGGUCCAAUCGCAACAUCGUCGCUACCGACAAUUCGUGGCGUUCCGUGUGGGAGAAAUCCUAAACAAGACAGACGCUGCGGAAUGGAGAUACGUUCCCACACAGUUUAAUCCAGCCGACGAUGCCACCAAGUGGGGUAAGAGACCCAGCACAGAUGUUACAUCACGUUGGUUCCGCGGACCCGACUUUCUGUACCAGCCGGAAAUAGAAUGGCCGGAGCAAAAGUCAACACAGUCGUUGGAAACGAAGGAAGAAUUGCGGCCCUGCAUGGUGCACCGAGAGAAUCCAGUUGACGAUGUCUACCAGAUCAGCAACUUCUCCAAGUGGGAACGGCUGUUAAGGGCAGCUGCAUACGUACAUCGCUAUAUCGCAAACUGUUACCGCAAAAGUAAAAAGCAGAAGCUGGUCACGGGGUACUUGCUCCAAGAAGAGUUGCAGCAAGCAGAGAACAGCCUGUGGCGAUCAGUGCAGGCAUCUACGUAUCCGGAUGAAGUAGCUGUGCUGAAACAAGCAAAUAAGAACCCGAAGAGGCAUAUCGAAAAGAGUAGUCCAGUCUACAAGCUGUCGCCGUUCUUGGACGAGAAUGGCGUGAUGCGGGUGGACAGUCGUAUAGGUGCAGUUCCAUACGUCACGUACGACUUCAAGUUUCCGGUGAUUCUACCACGCCACCACCAUCUCACCGAGUUGAUCAUCGACUGGUAUCACCGCCGGUACCUACACGCCAAUCACGCGACAGUACUCAAUGAAGCUCGUCAGCGGUUCCAUAUCUCGAGUCUCCGCACGGUAAUACGGCAGGUUAUUAAGAAGUGCCAGAGCUGCAAGAUUACCAAAGCAGUUCCAGUAACUCCAAGAAUGGCUCCCCUUCCGGAGUCACGUUUAGCGGCCAUGGCGCGGCCGUUCUCCUACGUCGGGCUCGACUACUUCGGGCCGAUCCAGGUCCGGAUUGGACGCAGCUGUGUUAAACGUUGGGUGGCAUUAUUUACGUGCCUAACCGUGAGAGCCGUACACCUGGAAGUCGUUCAUUCACUCUCCACGGAGUCAUGCAAGAUGGCGGUUCGUCGGUUUGUAGCGCGUCGUGGGUCACCAAUCGAAAUCCACUCAGAUAAUGGUACAAACUUUCAAGGGGCUAGUCGAGAGUUGCGAGAUCAGAUUAAAGCGAUCGAUCAACAACUGGCCGAAACGUUUACCAACUCGAACACUAAAUGGAAAUUUAACCCUCCGUCCGCACCACACUUUGGUGGCGUUUGGGAGCGACUUGUGAGAUCCGUGAAGGUGGCACUUGGCUCAUUGUGCAGCGAUCGGAAUCCUGACGAUGAGACCCUACUGACGGUUAUAUCGGAAGCAGAAUCUAUAGUUAACUCUAGACCGCUAACUUCCAUUCCUCUGGAGAGCGCCAACCAAGAAGCCCUGACUCCAAACCACUUUAUCUUGCUAAGCUCUAGUGGAGUCGUCCAACCCCCUACUAAGUUGGCCGAGCCAGCAAAGGCCACUCGCACGAACUGGAGCUUGGCCAGACAGCUCGUGGAUCACUUCAGGCGGCGAUGGAUUACCGAAUACCUUCCGACGAUUGCCAUCAGAAGUAAAUGGUUCAGUGAAGCAGAUAGUCUCAAGGUGAACGAUCUUGUCCUAAUCGUUGAUGAAGGUCUACGCAACGGAUGGAUGAGAGGUCGGGUAACAGCGGCAAUUCCCGGAACUGAUGGGCGAAUUCGUCAAGCCAUGGUCCAGACAGCUGGGGGGUUGUUUCGGCGCCCGGUGACCAAGUUGGCAGUGCUCCAGGUGCAAGACGAUAGUAACGCAGAGGUAACAGAGAGGUCACAGGUGCGUUACGGGUCGGGGGAUGUUGCCGACUCUGGCAGCACGGAAAUUUCGAAUACUGAAUCGACCUUCGAUACCCCCCGAUCGGACUCUAUGCGUACAAAUUGACAGCGACAAGGCGUAAGACCCGAAGCGUAACGAAUGUCAGGAUGACGGAUAGAAUAGGUAGAUGUGAUGUGAACUUGCAAGUCAUGUGUGAAGCAGUAGUCGUUUUGAUCCAAAUUUAUUACUUUGAGUUAAAGUUGAAUUCGUAGAUUAUAUUUAGUUAAUUUAACGAGAUUGCUCAGUUUGUUGCACUGUAAGUUGUUUGUAGUCUGUUUAAUACACAAAAAUCCCAAAUUACCCUAGUAUUGUUCCCGUACAGGUUACCGCGAUCUGAUUGUUUCGGAUAUUGCUAGGAUUGUGUCUGCGUGUGAUCUCUAAAUUUUCUUUGCACACAUUUAGUGCUGUGGACGAUAAAUUGGAUUAUUAGAUUGUUGGGAUAGAGCUAACUGAGGAUACCACUUUGUAAGUAAUUAUGCAUUUCUUAUACUCAGGCCAUUUUUACAUAAUAAAUCUUACUCCCAGCUUAAGAACUCGGCACCACAACAUCAACCGUGCGAUUCUAAUAGAAGGUCCGAAAUUCUUCCC
This is a messenger RNA of Aedes albopictus (Asian tiger mosquito), 6608 nucleotides long. RefSeq lists its product as uncharacterized. Gene Ontology annotation, molecular function: nucleic acid binding. The record is from RefSeq and is a predicted model, not a curated record. The coding region runs from base 63 to 6086 and encodes 2007 amino acids. NCBI's taxonomy places the organism in Eukaryota, Metazoa, Arthropoda, Insecta, Diptera, Culicidae. Gene Ontology annotation, biological process: DNA integration. The transcript has 2 exons.